Physella acuta is the source of this 1593-nucleotide messenger RNA. Its product is annotated as protocadherin Fat 1-like. Gene Ontology annotation, biological process: multicellular organism development; homophilic cell-cell adhesion; cell migration. Gene Ontology annotation, molecular function: calcium ion binding; cadherin binding; beta-catenin binding. The record is from RefSeq and is a predicted model, not a curated record. NCBI's taxonomy places the organism in Eukaryota, Metazoa, Mollusca, Gastropoda, Physidae. Gene Ontology annotation, cellular component: plasma membrane; catenin complex.
AUGGUGAGUAGCAAACAUAUUCGUUCCUCAACAGUGGUAUCUGACGGCACCAACACGGCAUCCGUGACCUUGACCCUAACAGUAACAAAUAUCAACGACAACACACCAGUCAUCACUGUCAUUGACGUGGACAUCACCAUCGACGAGGAGAAGCCAUCCGGCACAAGCGCUGGCUUUGUGUUUUCCGCCUCUGAUGCUGAUGCUGGCACAGCACUAGUGUACACCCUCACAGAGACGUACACAGUCGUUUCUCUAACUUCAUGUACAGACGCGACCAAUUUCAACAUUGAUUCCACAAACGGUGCCAUCACACUCAACACUAAAAUUGAUGUGGAUCCUGCAACGGCAAAUGUAGUCUAUCAUCCAGUGCUUCAUGUAUCUGACGGCACCAACACGGCAUCCGUGACCUUGACCCUAACAGUAACAAAUAUCAACGACAACACCCCAGUCAUCACUGCCACUGACGUGGACAACACCAUCGACGAGGAGAAGCCAUCCGGCACAAGCGUUGGCUUUGUGUUUUCCGCCUCUGAUGCUGAUGCUGGCACAGCACUAGUGUACACCCUCACAGGCAUCGGCUCAAACAAGUUUAUCAUUGAUCGUCAAACUGGUGACAUCACACUUAACGCUAAAAUUGAUGUAGACCCUGGAUCAGCUAACAUUGUCUACAAUCCAGUCUUACAUGUCUCUGAUGGAAUCAAUUCAGCCACUGUGACCUUGACACUUACAGUAUUUGAUAUAAAUGACAAUGCUCCCUACUGUACACCCAUGGUUGUUUAUAAAUCUCUUCAAGAGGGCGCCACUAGUACCGGCCUCUACACCUUAACCUGCUCCGAUAGAGAUGCUGGGGCCAACAGCAACCUGACCUACUCCAUCCAGUUAGGGGACACCAGCAAAUUUAGCGUGGACAUUUCUGGUAAGAUCAAGGUGGACAACGCCGUGGACUAUGAGACCGUGACGUCAGAGACGCUAGAGAUCAAAGUGUCUGACUCACCUACAGAUACGUCACUCAUCAGAUCAACCACAGUCACUGUCAUCGUGUCGAUAACUCCAGUGAAUGACAACACUCCACAAUGGGCGACAUGGUCACCUGCCCUCACCUCCAACACCUACCACGUGUCAGAGAAUGACACUGUAGGGAAGACUUUAUUCAUCAUGGCGGCUACAGACGCUGACAAAGACGUUGGUGGAACUCUGACUUACAGCAUCAAGAUUUCGUCUGAUCCUAGCAAGUUUGCCAUGGACUCGACCACAGGUGCGGUCACUUUAAAGAGUGGACUUGACCGUGAGAAUGGCGUCGUUUCCUACACCCUUGAACUUGCGGUGACUGAUGGAACCACGGCACUCUCUGCCACAGUGACACUUAGCGUUGAUGGAUACAAUGACAAUGUUCCCGUGUUUUCUUCUACACCUUUCUCUAUCAAGUUGAUAGGUGAAGCCGCUGCAAAAACAGGCUCAGUUUGUACUACGGUUGCCGCCACUGAUGCUGAUAUAGAUCCCUCAUCAACUUUAACCUUCAGUGUUGACGGCGUAUCUCCAGGCUCUGGUAAGUUUUGUCCACUUGACCGUCCCAUCCUGAACAUAACACUAUGA